Molecule: messenger RNA, 1588 nt
Organism: Hevea brasiliensis (rubber tree)
Lineage: Eukaryota; Viridiplantae; Streptophyta; Magnoliopsida; Malpighiales; Euphorbiaceae
Product: zinc finger protein JAGGED
Exons: 5
Coding region: 325-1137 (270 amino acids)
Molecular function (GO): DNA-binding transcription factor activity
Source: RefSeq, a predicted model, not a curated record
ACCUAACCAAAUGACACAAACCACCUGCCUUAGCCUCUCCCCACACACCCCCUCCACCCUUUUUAAAGUCACGAGACCACACUGUCCCUUGCUGUUCUCCCUUCAAUUAGAGAGAGAGAGAUAGAGAAAGAGAUAAGUCCAGAAGGGUUGGCAGAGAAACUGAUAGAGAACUUUCAAAGCUCUUUUCUCCAUCUUCACUCGACUAGCCUCUAUAUUGCAGUCUCAAACUGAAGUCUUAUAAUUUUGUAAAGCUUUAGUCAUCUUCCCAUCUGAAAGAUUGUUUACCUCUUUUUUUUUUGGCUUCUGUCUUUCUCUGUCGGUAUCAUGAGACCUGAGAAGAACCCACUAGACCUCAACAACUUGCCCGACGAUUACACUAGAGAUGGUAAACAAGUCUUUGAUGAAGGCUCUUCCUCUGGCUAUAGGAAAAAGAAAAACGGCGCGAAGGAUGGGAAAGAUGAGUGCGAUAAAGUCUAUGAGUGUAGAUUUUGCUCCCUCAAGUUCUGCAAAUCUCAAGCUCUUGGAGGGCACAUGAACCGACACAGACAAGAGAGGGAGACAGAAACUCUGAACCGAGCUCGCCAGCUGGUCUUCAACAGCGAUAACCUAGCAGCCCAAGGAGGUCAUCUAGGCUGCCAUCCCAUGGCGCCAGGAAGUUACCAUCCAUCAGGUAUUGGAGAUCCAUACAGAUCAGUGUACCCACCGAGACUAUUCUCUGGUUCUUCUUCAACUAUCUUGCCUGCAGCACCACCACAACCACCUCAUCAACCAUAUCUAUACACAUCUCCUUCGGGCCUCCCUUCCUAUCCCUCACAAUACCCUCAUCAACAACCCAUUAACGAUUACUACAUUGGCCAUGUCCUUAACAACAGCUCACAAGCAUACCCUUCACACCAAAGCAUGAACUACACAAUGGGUGGUCAAGAAUCCAAUUACACUUGCAUUGGUGCACCGGUAGGACAUGGUGGGUUUGGCGCCGGUUCGAGCCGUGGAUCGGAGGGAAGUGGUAGAGACGGGUCACUGAGCAAUCAGGAGGAAGGGUUAAAUUGGGGAAGAAGCUAUGCAGCAGGGGGAGCUGGAUCGCAGCAGCGGUUGGAUCCUCCUUCAUCGAUCAAUCGGUUUCAUGAUGGGUUUUAAAGGAUUGUGCUAUUAAUUAAUUUUCUUUUUCAAGGUGGGAUUGAUAGUUAUGAAUGAAGCAUUUAUCUGCUUUGACACGGCAACCAGAGAGAAAGGAGAGGGACCUAACAAACUGACAAAUGGGGUCAUGCAAGGAAGGAGAGAAGUUUUUGGUUAAUGUACAGGGACUGGGGCAGCUUUCUGAGCUCAUUGACACUCUCAGCUAGUUUGGCUUGGAGCAAUAGGAAUUGGAGGGGGUUUGUGUUGGAGUAAUUGUACUAUAUCCAACUAUGAAAAUGAAGGGGACUAGAGCUUGUGAGUGGGACAACGAGUUAGAUUUGAACUGAAAGUUCCUAACCCCUUUUUGCAUUUGGAGUUCGUUUUGCAUGGCAAUGUAUUUUUAUUAUUUUCUUUUAUAGUAUAUUUUUGCUUCUUGUAUAUAUUUUGCUCUUUCUAGCGUUUUUUUUUUUAA